GCAUAAACAACAUCUGCAAAGUUACAACGUUCAAAGUUUUAAGCAAAAGGAGAUAUUUGCUUUUAAAGAAAUCCAUUUCUAAGGACUACAGCAAACGGCCGGUAGGGACUACAUGACAUUCCUCCAGGGUUGCUGACGUCACUAAGCCCAAUAUUUACAUAAACCCCUCCUCCGAGAAUAAUAGAUUAGGUGGGGGGCGAGGCCAUUUUAUAUUGCUGUGGAGAUUGAGAAGAGUUGUUGUAUGCUGGAGUAUUUUUGCCGCGAUGCCAACGAAACGCUGUUAUUUUCAUCCGGAUUGCAGGCCAACUUUGUUCAGCCUUCCUAGGGACGGGGAAGUUAGGGAUCAAUGGUUAAAAUUUAUUUUUAACUCGGUCCCUCAAAAUUAUUACCCAAAUCUCUCUCUCUGUGCUGCACAUUUUACGGAGGAAAGCUUCCACAAUCUUCGCGAGUUCAAUGCAGGAUUCGCCCAACGGCUUGUCCUGAAAGAUGGAGCAGUUCCAACUUUAAAAACAGAAGCUGUUUACGGGCCACAAGCUACAACAUCUCAGCAGGGUGCGAGUUCCCAAGAGCUCUCCACUACAUCUACACUUCAUGAAGUUGGAUGUCAGUCAGACCCUAUAGAGACCGAAACUGUAGCCACAGAGAUAAAGCCGAAGAUGCGAUCAGUGGGCACACAACUUUCAAUGGGUACAUUGAGCAGUUUACACUUAAGGAGCAAAGGCAUUCAGGCAACAUAUGGUCAUGAUGUGGGCACCCAAACAACUGACAUGUUUCCUGAUGUGCAGCUGUCUUCAACACCAGUAAGGGGCUCAGUCUUCAGGCCCAGUAAGAGACCUCGUCUGGUGUUAGAUGAGGAAGAAGAAUCAGAAUUAAAUGUUGAACCCACUGAUUCCACAUAUAACCCAGAUUCUGUUGUCACUGAAGAAUCAGAAUUGGCGAUAGAUCCACAGCCCGACCACAGCGAUAACAAAUACAUUGUUUUUGAAAGCUGUCUUCGAGAGCUGUUUGUGUCCUGUCCAAUUUGUAAGACAAAGUGUGUUGUCCAGAGCAGACGAAGGGGGACUUUUGUUGCAUUCACCCAGCUUUGUGAAAAGUGUAACUACUACAGACAGUGGCAGAGCCAGCCCAUUGUUGGGAGUACCCCACUUGGAAACCUGCUAUUGUCUGCUGCAACGUAUUUUACCGGUGGAUCUUUUAAACAACUAGAGAAGGUAUUACAAUUUACAAUAAAAAUCACAAAAAAAUACUGUGUUGUUUCAGUAUGUAAACAACAGCAACAAGCAGGCAGGCAACAACAACUGAAGGACAGGCUGUGUAUAAGUUCGUUUUUCCAAAGUCCAAAAAAGGGGAAUGCACAGCAAAGCCAGUGAAAAUAGAACCAACAUACAACUAUGUCGAUGACCUUAUGAGCCUUCUGUUACAUAAAGUCUUUGUGGACCCCAAGCCAUAUGCGGAAGAGCUGCAUGCAAUCCCCAUUCCACCUCCUCUGUCAUCACAGUAUGAAAAACCUUCCAAAGAAGAGGUGAUUGCCCAGCGUGUGUCACGAUUCAGUCGAGGGGUGGCCGGAACCCAACAUACUGUCCCGCUGGAUCAGGAAACUGUAGGCGGAUCCGGUUAACAACACAUGAAGGGAUGACAACCCUCACACUACGUCCUAGGUAGCCCCAGCACCAGCUGACAAAGCUGCGAUAGGCCAGAUAACGGAAGCGCCUAUGGCAGGAACAGAAAACCUCAAUAUUGUGUAUAAAACCAGUGGUAUAUUGGAAACAUGUAUAUGUGAUGUGAAAAUAUGUUUGAUAAAAAUUGAUAUUUUGAUUUAAUGUUUGUCUUUGAAUAACAUGUCUUGUGUAAAUAUAUAUAUAUAUAUUUGUUUUUUAUUUAUAUUAUUUUACACAACAUAAUUUCAUUAAAUUUAAUAAAUACUUACUCCUCUUCA
Molecule: messenger RNA, 1936 nt
Organism: Carassius gibelio (silver crucian carp)
Lineage: Eukaryota; Metazoa; Chordata; Actinopteri; Cypriniformes; Cyprinidae
Exons: 5
Coding region: 264-1370 (368 amino acids)
Source: RefSeq, a predicted model, not a curated record